AUGACAGUCUUACCAUAUCUUGACAUUAAAGCUACACCAGUACGUUCACUCGAAUCACCACGAUUGUCAAGAACAAAAUCAUUUCAUCAUGAAUCUGAAUUCACUGGACAACAACAACGACAACUAUCCUUACCAAGACGUUAUUCACGUAAAUUAUCUUCAUCUUCACCAGUACGUUGUACAGUUCCAUCAGCACAUAUACGUACACCAAAAAUAAAUAUUAUUGCUCGAUCAGAUGAAAUUUUAAAACAAUUACCACAUUCAAAAACAACUAAUAUACAAACAUUGAAUUCAAUUUGGAAACCAUUAGUUCGUGAACAACCUGAUUAUGAUUAUCUAUGGGAGCCUGUAAAACGUGAAGAUAUACGUCAUCAAUAUGAUUUUUAUGUAGCACCACAACGUAUUAUUGCUAGUCGACCUGAUGAUCCAAUGAAAAUGACAACAAUGUUUGAAACUCAAGAUAGACAUUAUCAUAAUUAUAAACGAGUACAAGCUAUGCAACAACGACAAUGGAAUCAACAACAUAUGCAAUAUACUACUUAUCCAUAUUCCCAUAUGGAAGAACGUGAAAUGUACAAUAAACAAAUUCGAUCAACACUCAAAGAACAAAUGGAAGAAAAAGUCCAAGCUGACAAAAUUGAAUUAGAAAUAAAAAAUCGUGCAACUGAAGUUGUUCUUGAACAAGAUCGACAAUAUUUCGAACAAGAAAAACAACGACAAAUUGAACGAGCUAAAUUAUUAUUACAAUUUACUGUUAAAAAUAAAGAAUUAAUGGAAAAUAAAUGGGAAUAUGAUCAAUGGCAUCGUAUGCAUCAAUGGCAUGUUGAACGAGCUAUACUAGCUGAUAAUCCGAUCAAUUGGAGUAAAACAAUGACUUAA
Molecule: messenger RNA, 879 nt
Organism: Rotaria sordida
Lineage: Eukaryota; Metazoa; Rotifera; Eurotatoria; Philodinida; Philodinidae
Source: the annotation of a GenBank genome assembly